GACACACACCAAGAGAGCAAAUUAAGCAAUCAAAGCCAAAGAGCAAAAGCAGCUAGCUAUUUUUCUUGUGUGGGGGAAAAAAAGAAAAGAAAAAGAAAUGGCCGGCGGGAGAGGUUUUUUGGUGUUUUGCGCCCUGGUGGUGGUGGUUGCGAGCACUGUAUCAUUGUCAAGUGCCCAGAUCAUCGCACCCCCAAUCGGAAACAUCGAUCAGGCCCUCGCGGUUCUGGAAAUCGUCCAAGACCUAGUGGCAGGAAUCCCUGUGGGAGCUGGGAAUCUCCCUAAUUAUCAAGCCACUCUUAACAAAGCCCUGACCUACCUUACCGCCGUCCAAAACUUUUUUAACAAUGGUGGUAUCCCAACGGCCGGCCUCCCAGCCCCCUCCUUGGCCACCGUGCUAGGCCAACUUACCGCCAUCCGAAGCACUCUUGCAGCUAUCUCCCCCGCCCAACUCCUUACUUCUCCUAACACCCUCCUCACCCUUAUUAACACCGACAACAACCUUAUCACCACUGUUACUAAACUCCUCGCCAUAACCUCUCUCCCUUCAGUUGCAUCAACUGACGCUCUCACCAACACCAUUAACAAUGCUGCUGCAAACCAGCUCCCAGGCACCCUCGGAAAAUGAUCUCGUAUACGUACGUGGAUCUUAAUUUCUUCUUUGGGCUUUUUUAUCUUCUGGACGUACGGCCAAGCAAGCAUUCAUCUAAUCUUUGUUGCUUUUAUUACUUUCUUUGUUUUGCCCCAAGAGUUUUGUUGUUGUUGUGCUUUUUUUGGGGGGUAAUUUUCCCCCAUUAUAUAUGUUGUUGUUGUUGUUGUUGUAUUGUAUCGGGAUGGGAUGCUACAUACACACAUACUGGGACUCUGGGAGUGCCAUUAUCACAAUGUCGAUCCAUGUACCCAUGAAUAUGUAACGACCAUUUUCUCGACCUUCUUUCUAUCUUUUUUAACGUAG
Molecule: messenger RNA, 952 nt
Organism: Oldenlandia corymbosa var. corymbosa
Lineage: Eukaryota; Viridiplantae; Streptophyta; Magnoliopsida; Gentianales; Rubiaceae
Source: the annotation of a GenBank genome assembly